Asparagus officinalis (garden asparagus) is the source of this 1676-nucleotide messenger RNA. Its product is annotated as tubulin beta chain. Gene Ontology annotation, biological process: microtubule cytoskeleton organization; mitotic cell cycle. Lineage: Eukaryota; Viridiplantae; Streptophyta; Magnoliopsida; Asparagales; Asparagaceae. Bases 117 to 1457 code for a protein of 446 amino acids. Gene Ontology annotation, cellular component: cytoplasm; microtubule. The transcript has 3 exons. The record is from RefSeq and is a predicted model, not a curated record. Gene Ontology annotation, molecular function: structural constituent of cytoskeleton; GTP binding; GTPase activity.
GGUGUCCACAACUCUACGCGCUAUAAAUCUCCCUCCCAAAAUUAUCUCAGUUCUCACACCUUCGCGCUCUCUGUAAACCCUAACCCUAGCCUUUUCGAUCUCAAUCGAGGAAGAAAAUGAGAGAAAUCCUCCACAUACAGGGCGGCCAAUGCGGGAACCAGAUCGGAGCUAAGUUCUGGGAGGUGAUCUGUGACGAGCACGGCAUCGAUCACACUGGAAAGUACAGCGGCGACUCAGAUCUCCAGCUCGAGCGCAUCAAUGUCUAUUACAAUGAAGCAAGCGGUGGACGUUACGUUCCGAGAGCGGUGCUCAUGGAUCUUGAGCCGGGGACUAUGGAUUCGGUCAGAUCUGGGCCUUUUGGUCAGAUCUUUAGGCCUGAUAACUUUGUCUUUGGGCAGAGUGGAGCUGGGAAUAAUUGGGCCAAGGGGCAUUAUACUGAGGGAGCUGAGUUGAUCGAUUCGGUUCUUGACGUUGUGAGGAAGGAAGCCGAGAAUUGUGAUUGCUUGCAAGGAUUCCAAGUAUGCCAUUCUUUGGGAGGAGGUACCGGAUCUGGCAUGGGAACUCUUCUCAUCUCGAAGAUCAGAGAGGAGUACCCUGAUCGCAUGAUGUUGACAUUCUCUGUGUUCCCAUCACCAAAGGUCUCUGACACUGUUGUCGAGCCAUACAAUGCUACACUCUCUGUACAUCAGCUUGUUGAAAAUGCAGAUGAAUGCAUGGUCCUAGAUAACGAAGCACUGUAUGAUAUUUGCUUCCGCACGCUGAAGCUUGCAACUCCGACAUUUGGCGACCUCAAUCACCUAAUCUCUGCAACCAUGAGCGGUGUCACCUGCUGUCUCCGGUUCCCUGGUCAACUCAACUCCGACCUCCGGAAACUAGCUGUCAACUUAAUCCCAUUCCCGCGUCUCCACUUCUUCAUGGUAGGGUUUGCCCCCUUGACUUCAAGGGGUUCCCAACAAUACCGUGCGCUCACCGUGCCUGAGCUCACACAGCAAAUGUGGGACUCCAAAAACAUGAUGUGCGCUGCUGACCCAAGGCAUGGACGCUACCUCACUGCCUCUGCAAUGUUCCGUGGAAAAAUGAGCACCAAAGAAGUCGAUGAGCAGAUGAUAAAUGUCCAAAACAAGAACUCUUCCUACUUUGUUGAAUGGAUUCCUAACAAUGUAAAGUCCAGCGUGUGUGAUAUCCCACCCAAGGGCUUGAAAAUGGCAUCCACAUUCAUUGGAAAUUCGACGUCUAUUCAAGAAAUGUUCAGGAGGGUGAGUGAACAGUUCACAGCUAUGUUCAGGAGGAAGGCUUUCUUGCAUUGGUACACUGGUGAAGGAAUGGAUGAGAUGGAGUUUACUGAAGCCGAGAGUAAUAUGAAUGAUUUGGUGGCUGAGUAUCAGCAGUAUCAGGAUGCUACAGCUGAUGACGAGGAGUAUGAAGAUGAAGAAGAAGAAGAGGAAGUUGGUGCAUAAGGUAAAUUUUAGCUUUGGCUUGGGAUGGUUUGGCGUUUUCUUUACAUCAAAGGCGCUUAUUUGUUUGUAAUCUAUGUAUGAUGUGUAUCAAUGUGAAGAUUGUUGUGCCUGUGAGUGAGCCUAGAUGUUGUGGUUUCGGUAUGUGGUGGUUGUUUUCUUUUGUGUGUUGUGAAAAUAUUAGUGAUUUAAUUCCAUUUACGUGGUUUUUUCGUGUUUUGU